This is a messenger RNA of Marasmius oreades (fairy-ring Marasmius), 1617 nucleotides long. RefSeq lists its product as uncharacterized. The coding region runs from base 1 to 1617 and encodes 538 amino acids. Gene Ontology annotation, molecular function: transmembrane transporter activity. The record is from RefSeq and is a predicted model, not a curated record. The transcript is spliced from 11 exons. Gene Ontology annotation, cellular component: membrane. Gene Ontology annotation, biological process: transmembrane transport. NCBI's taxonomy places the organism in Eukaryota, Fungi, Basidiomycota, Agaricomycetes, Agaricales, Marasmiaceae.
AUGACGAAGGGACAGGACGAUAUUGAACGCCUAGAAUACGUUCCAUCAACGAGGACAAGUGGACAAACAUCUACGAUCAGUGACAGAACACUAUUUGGGGAGCAUCACUUCAGCAAAAAUCGUUUGUGGAACAGAGUUCCCUUGGAUGACUUCUACUCUGAAGCAUUGGAGAAAUAUGGUGAAGAUGGGCUCAUUGAUCCCGCGGUGGAGAAAAAGUUGGUGAGGAAGGUUGACUGGAGCAUAUUACCCUGUUUAUCUGUUUGUUAUGCGUUCUACUACAUCGACAAGACGACGCUCUCCUAUGCUGCCAUUUUUGGAUUAAAAGAAGACCUCAAUCUUUCCGGUUCUGAAUACAGCUGGCUUUCGUCGAUCUUUUACUUCGGAUGGCUCGUUUGGGCAAUUCCUUCGAACCUCCUGAUGCAACAAUCCCCUACCGCGAAGUACCUUUCCAUCAACAUUUUCCUUUGGGGUGUAUUACUUAUGGCCCAAGCUGCAGCUCGGAAUUUCGCCGAGCUUGCUGUGCUACGUAUAUUGUCGGGGGCUUUCGAGGCUAUUGCCGAUCCUGCGUUCAUGCUUAUCACGACGAUGUUUUAUACAAGAGCGGAGCAACCAUCUCGGAUUUCCAUGUGGUAUGCUGCGAAUGGUGUUGGCGUCGCCGGUGGCGGACUGUUGGGAUAUGCUAUUGGGCAUAUAAAAGGUGCCUUACCGAGUUGGAAAUACGAGUUCCUCGUCAUCGGUGCACUAUGCUCGGCCUGGGGUGUCACCAUGUAUAUUUUCUUACCGGAUUCUCCACCGACUGCACGCGCCUUCACACGAGACGAAAGACUGAUGGCGGUGGCACGACUCCGUGGAAAUCAGACGGGUGUAGACAACAAAAAGUUCAAAAUGGAUCAGUUCAUCGAAGCUCUCACUGAUGUGAAAACGUGGUUGUUCUUUUUUCUUGGAUUCGUUGCCAACAUUCCGAACGGCGGAAUCAGUAAUUUCUCUACUCUUAUCAUCAAAGGCCUUGGAUUCAAUACUUUUGAGACCACAUUACUCGGCAUCCCUCAAGGUGCACUAGUCUGCAUCUGGAUUGGACUUGGUGCCUACCUCAACGACCGUCUUCCGAAAAACUCCCGUACUUUAGUGUGCAUGUUAUUCAUGCUCCCCACAAUCGCAGGUACAUUGGGUUUCCUGCUCGCACCCCACGAUGCCGCAGCUGGACGACUCGUUUGUUACUAUUUGACCGGCUCGUACCAAGCCUCAUUUGUCCUAUCGUUGAGCUUGAUCACCAGCAAUGUCGCCGGUCAAACUAAAAAACAAAUCACUACUGCAAUGAUCUGGUUUGGAGCUUGUAUAGGCAACAUUAGUGGCCCCUUCUUUUAUCGCGAAAAGGAUGCUCCCGGGUAUAGGCUAGGCAUCGGCAGUAUGCUUGUUUCAAACUGCAUUGAAUUCUGUAUAUUCCUUGUCCUCAGACUUUACUUCAUGAGGGAAAACCGAUCACGCAGUGUACAGACGAAGGAUACUGCUGGAGACGCAUCAAAGACAGAUGGGAAGCACAAUCUUCCGACUCCUAAUGAGACCGCGUUCUCCGAUUUGACAGACCGGCAAAAUGUGAACUUUUGUUACGUGUAUUAG